Lepisosteus oculatus (spotted gar) is the source of this 3106-nucleotide messenger RNA. It is a transcript of the gene best2, whose product is annotated as bestrophin 2. NCBI's taxonomy places the organism in Eukaryota, Metazoa, Chordata, Actinopteri, Semionotiformes, Lepisosteidae. The record is from RefSeq and is a predicted model, not a curated record. Gene Ontology annotation, molecular function: chloride channel activity.
AGGUUUCUCCCUCAGUGACACACGCACACACCCCCAGCAGACAAUGAAAAAGCUAUUUGAAGGUCGGCGGACUGGCUGGAGCGCUCAGUCCCUCUCUCUGCCCACAGUGAGUUACUACAAGUACACGCCUCGCGCAGUUAACGGGGUUUUUAAUGCGGGGGGCUAAGCAUUUCGGGGCUUUUGAGAGAAAACCAACUUUCCUGCGCGACUGCCGGUUGGGAAGGACGAGACACCUGUCGGCUUCACUCGGUUACGGAAAGAGGAGAAGACGCGCGCUGCUUAUUCUGAAAUAGCGCACACCGGUGGAUAAUCCUUUACUCAAAAAACUUGUUAGGCUUCGGUGGAUGGUGAUGCUUCGGGACAUUUGUUUAACCAAGGUUAAGGAAAAGCUGGUUAUAGAAGUUCAAGAGAGUAGCGGGUGAGGGCAGUCCCGGUCCUGGAGGGCCGGCUGGUGUGUCUGCAGCUGUUCUCGGUCUCUUGAAAGCAGCCGCCGCACCUGAGCAGCUGGGAGACGCUGUUAAUAACGAGCUGGGCUGGAAUGAAACCCUGCAGACGCGCCGGCCCGACAGGACCAGAACUGCCGAACCCGGACGGAAGAGAAUCGGCUGCGGAUAUUCUGCAGCUGCUUCAGGUCACUGCCAACAGAACCUCGGCUUCACAUCCUGGGUUCAGUCACUGCAGUCCCCGAUAACCGCUCUCCCCAAACGAUGAGGCGUGCCCGAUUGCUACGCCAGCCCUGGUAGAAGACCAUCUCAAGCCAACUCUUGCCAACCCUCCAGACCUGACCUUUGAACCCGGGACACCAUGACAGUGACCUAUACUGCCCGGGUGGCCAAUGCCCGCUUCUGUGGGUUCUCCAAGCUGCUGUUGGCCUGGAAGGGAAGCAUCUACAAGCUCCUGUACAAGGAGUUCAUGGUGUUCUUUGCUCUGUACAUGGCCAUCAGCGUCACCUACAGGUUUCUGCUGCUGGAGGAUCAGAAGAGGUACUUCGAGAAGCUGGCCAUUUACUGCAACCACUACGCCAGUCUCAUCCCCAUGUCCUUCGUGCUGGGUUUCUAUGUCACGCUGGUGGUGAACCGCUGGUGGAACCAGUACAAGUCCAUCCCGCUGCCCGACAGGCUGAUGUGCGUGAUCUCCGGCGGGGUGCAGGGCAGCGAUGAGAGGGGGCGUCUCCUCCGGCGCACCCUGAUGCGCUACGCCAGCCUGUCGGCCCUGCUCAUCCUCCGCUCCGUCAGCACCGCCGUCUUCCGGCGCUUCCCCACCAUGGACCAUGUGGUGGAGGCCGGGUUCAUGACCAGAGACGAGCGCAAGAAGUUCGAGAGUCUGCAGUCGCGCUACAACAAGUACUGGAUGCCCUGCGUCUGGUUCACUAACCUGGCGGCUCUGGCCCGCUGUGAGGGCCGCAUCAAGGACGACAACACCCUGAAGCUGCUGCUGGAGGGGCUCAAUGAGUUCCGAGGCAACUGCAGCAUGCUUUUCCACUACGACAUGGUCAGCGUGCCUCUGGUCUACACGCAGGUGGUGACCAUCGCGGUGUACAGCUUCUUUCUGGUGUGCCUCAUUGGCAGACAGUUCCUUGACCCCACCCUGGGCUACCCAGGUCAUGACCUUGACCUCUACAUUCCCAUCUUCACUCUGCUGCAGUUCUUCUUCUACGCCGGCUGGCUGAAGGUCGCAGAGCAGCUGAUCAAUCCCUUUGGCGUGGACGAUGACGACUUCGAGACUAACUGGCUCAUCGACAGGAACUUCCAGGUGUCCAUGAUGGCCGUGGAUGAGAUGUACGGCGACUUGCCGGUGAUUGAGAAGGACCGCUACUGGAACGACUCGAACCCGCGCCCCCCCUACACAGCUGCUACCGUGUUUGUCCUGCGGAAGCCCUCCUUCCAGGGCUCCACCUUCGACAUGACGGUCCCCAAAGAGGAGAUGCAGUUCCAGCCGCUGGAGGACAUUGCAGAGAACCUGGAGGAGCCCCACAAUGCCCACAACAGCACGGCGCUGCUGAACCGGCUGCUGAGCGCCGCCCCCUCGCCCGCCAGCCUGGGCAGUGCGUUUACGCGCACCACUGCCCGCCUGCAGCGCCUCGGCCGGCGGCCCAGCUGCGACUCCGACAGCAGCUCCCUCAACUCCUGCCUGUGCCCGGACACCCAGAGCACGCUGUGCAGCUGCGGCGCGGUCAGCCAGCACGUGCCCCUCAGCGCCAUCCAGUUCUCCGCGGGCGAGUGCGAGUGCGAGGGCGAGGGCGAGGCCUGGCCACGCCAGCCCAGCGAGGAGGCCGAGGCCGAGCUGCCAGCCCUGCCCUCCGGCGACACGGUGACACUCCCUGCGGCGGGUGGCCAGGAUGAGGAGCUGGCCAAACUCCCCUGCUGCCUCACGCCCACGCCUGCGGCAGAAAAACGAAACAGGGUCCCGGGGGCGCAUCCCAAGGAGGGCUCCGGCCUGCGGCUGUCUCCGGUCCAUGGGAGCUCGGUCCAGGAUUUUGGCGCUUUCCACGCAGGUGACAAGAAGAAAGCCCCGCCCCUGCUACCACUGCCCAAUGGGAAAGGGGCAGGGCGGUCCAUGCUGUGCGUCCCGACCAAUGGCAGCUUGAAUUCUGUAGAACAGCUGGAGCAGCAGCCCCCUCUUCGCUGCCCAGCUGUUGCCAAGUUCAAUCAGCGCCUCCGCAGUGUCAGCAUGGGCUCAGAGUUCAGCGGCCCUCUCCCACAGCUUCACCUCAGCACGGGAGGAAUGCGUCUGAAGAGCCAGUAUUGUCCCACCGAGACAAGCAUCUACUAAGGCAGGAGCAGAAUGGACUGAAUCCUGGGAAACUAAGUGCUACUUUCAACCUGCUCUUGCUCUAAAGAGCAAAUGAUACUCUGCACAUGGAAGCUGGGAAACCAAAAAAAAAAAAAGGUUAAGCUUUUAUAAUGGAGUAAGUCAUGUGCACCUGAAAAUAAUUUUUUCCAUUCACAGUAGGAGUUCUUGGUUUAGGAGUUAGCGUUCCAUCACUUUCUUACAAAAAAGUUUUAUAAAUUUUAUAUCGCUUCUUCUUUCUUUUGUUAAGGCUGUCUUGACACAGCCAAAGUAUUACUUCUUUGCUCUUCUAAAAUAAAAUUGUCUAUUUUAAAAC